Messenger RNA from Aspergillus clavatus NRRL 1, 4482 nucleotides. RefSeq names its product putative ABC transporter. The transcript is spliced from 15 exons. Gene Ontology annotation, cellular component: membrane. The record is from RefSeq and is a predicted model, not a curated record. The coding region runs from base 1 to 4482 and encodes 1493 amino acids. Gene Ontology annotation, molecular function: ATP hydrolysis activity; ABC-type transporter activity; ATP binding. Gene Ontology annotation, biological process: transmembrane transport. Lineage: Eukaryota; Fungi; Ascomycota; Eurotiomycetes; Eurotiales; Aspergillaceae.
AUGGACUCUGCACGGGCCGGCGAGCGCGAGACGGCCGCGAGCUCCUACCUGGACGGGCAAUCUGCUCAGAACACGAUUGCGGACUCCGCAGCUUCAAUAGCACCAUCUAGCGUCAAAGCUAAUGGGGAUUCCUCCUCAUCGGAGAAUGGAAAGUCAAGUUCCCUAGAGAAGAACGAUGACUCCGAAUCGCACGGGGAACAUCUGUCAGGUGAUUAUGUCAAUCGUGUCCUCUCCCGCCGGCAAACCAGCCAUAGCAGCGACGGCGAGGACAUGGCUCAAAUAGCGAUACUGAUGUCCCGGAUGUUCGGCAAAGAGAGGAAAUCUGCCUCCAACGAAGAGAAAACACGACAUCUUGGAGUGGUCUGGAAGCAUUUGACAGUGAAGGGAAUCGGCUUGGGCGCUGCUCUUCAGCCCACCAAUGCUGAUAUCCUUCUGGCAAUACCCCGUUUUAUAAAAGCCCUCUUGACGAGAGGCAGGAAAGGAAUUGGUGCAGGGCAUCAACCACUACGCACUAUCCUUGAUGACUUCACGGGCUGCGUGAAACCUGGUGAGAUGCUUUUGGUCCUUGGACGGCCAGGCUCUGGGUGUUCAACUUUUCUGAAAGUGAUUGGAAACCAAAGAGCUGGUUAUAAGGAUAUUGAAGGGGACGUACGUUAUGGAGGGGCCGAUGCCGAAACAAUGGCAGACAAAUAUCGCUCCGAAGUGUCAUACAACCCCGAGGACGAUCUGCACUAUGCAACUUUGACUGUUCGGGACACUCUGAUGUUUGCUCUCAAAACCAGGACCCCAGACAAGGCCUCCCGUAUCGAGGGCGAAAGUAGAAAAGAAUAUCAAAAGACCUUUCUUUCUGCCAUUUCCAAAUUGUUCUGGAUUGAACACGCCCUGGGCACAAAAGUCGGUAACGAGCUCAUCCGGGGAGUCUCAGGUGGAGAGAAAAAACGUGUCUCCAUUGGUGAGGCGAUGGUUACCAAAGCCAGUACGCAGUGCUGGGAUAACUCUACCAAAGGCCUUGACGCCAGUACAGCGCUGGAGUAUGUUCAAAGUCUGAGAAGUCUGACCGAUAUGGCGAAUGUGUCCACGCUCGUGGCUCUCUAUCAAGCUUCUGAAAAUCUUUACAACCUCUUCGACAAAGUCAUGCUCAUCGAGGAGGGCAAGUGUGCAUAUUAUGGAAGUACCCGGAAUGCAAAGCCAUAUUUCGAGCGUCUUGGUUUCGAAUGUCCCCCUCGAUGGACCACCCCGGAUUUCCUCACAUCAGUCAGUGAUCCCCAUGCACGUCGCGUCAAAAGCGGGUGGGAGGAUCGGGUGCCACGUUCGGGGGAGGACUUCCAGAGACUGUUUCGCAGAAGUGACAUCUACAAGGCGUCCUUGCAAGAAAUAGACCAAUACGAGAACAAGCUUCACCAACACAAGCGCGAAUGUGAGGCGGCCAGAAAGGAGAUGCCGAAGAAGAACUAUACCAUCCCCUUCUAUGAACAAGUGCUCGUCCUCACACAUCGACAAUUCCUUAUUAUGCUGGGCGACAAACAAACCUUGGUAGGGAAAUGGGCUGUUCUGGUGUUUCAAGCCCUGAUCAUUGGGAGUCUGUUCUAUAAUCUUCCGCAGACCAGUGGAGGUGUCUUCACUCGAGGAGGCGUCAUGUUCUUCAUUCUCCUGUUCAAUGCCCUGCUGGCAAUGGCGGAACUGACGGCGUCUUUUGAGAGUCGCCCCAUUAUGCUGAAGCACAAAAGCUUCUCAUUCUACCGACCAUCUGCCUAUGCCCUUGCCCAAGUAGUGGUCGAUGUUCCCUUGGUCUUCAUUCAGGUGACUCUUUUCGAGCUGAUAGUCUACUUUAUGUCAAACCUUGCUCGGACAGCAUCGCAAUUCUUCAUUAGCUUUCUCUUCAUCUUCAUCCUCACGAUGACUAUGUACUCCUUCUUUCGAGCUCUUGGAGCGAUCUGUGCUUCGCUCGACGUCGCCACUCGCCUUACUGGAGUUGCAAUACAAGCUCUCGUUGUGUAUACAGGUUAUUUGAUUCCACCCUGGAAGAUGCAUCCUUGGCUCAAAUGGUUGAUCUGGAUCAACCCCGUUCAAUAUGCUUUUGAAGCCGUCAUGGCCAAUGAAUUCUACAACCUUGACAUUCAAUGCGUACCGCCAAAUAUCGUACCCGAUGGUCCCAAUGCGCAGCUCGGUCACCAGAGCUGUGCCAUUCAGGGGAGUACCCCAGACCAGACCGUUGUGCGAGGCUCCAAUUAUAUCAGAGAAGCCUACACGUAUAGACGAUCGCAUUUAUGGCGGAACUUUGGCAUCAUCAUUGGCUGGUUCAUUUUCUUCGUGGCCUUGACGAUGCUCGGUAUGGAGCUGCAGAAGCCCAACAAAGGUGGUAGCUCGGUCACCAUAUUCAAAAGAGGUGAAGCCCCAAAGGAUGUGGAAGACGCUAUCGAACAGAAAGAGCUCCCAGAAGAUGUGGAGUCGGGACAAAAGGAAAACGCCGCAAAGGCUGAUCCUGGCAAGAAUGAAUCUGAAAAUAAUGGAACUGAAGUUAAAGAUAUUGCUCAGAGCACGUCUAUCUUUACCUGGCAAGACGUUACCUAUACCAUACCCUACAAAAAUGGUCAGAGAAAACUACUACAAGGAGUGCAGGGAUAUGUGAAGCCUGGUCGUCUCACUGCCCUGAUGGGGGCUUCUGGAGCAGGAAAAACCACUCUUCUCAAUACGCUGGCACAGCGGGUCAACUUUGGUGUCGUUACUGGCACCUUCCUGGUGGACGGAAAGCCUCUUCCAAAGAGCUUCCAAAGGGCGACUGGAUUUGCUGAGCAAAUGGAUAUUCAUGAGCCCACCGCGACUGUUCGAGAAUCGCUCCGCUUCUCAGCACUGCUUCGUCAGCCCAAGGAGGUCCCCAUCCAAGAGAAGUAUGAUUAUUGCGAGAAGAUCAUCGAUCUACUCGAGAUGCGUCCGAUUGCCGGUGCCACAGUGGGCUCUGGUGGUGCGGGUCUUAACCCGGAACAGCGCAAGCGACUCACCAUUGCAGUAGAGCUGGCAAGCAAGCCCGAAUUGCUACUCUUCCUUGACGAACCUACCAGUGGACUGGACUCCCUGGCCGCGUUCAACAUUGUUCGGUUUCUUCGCCGACUUGCAGAUGCUGGCCAAGCGAUUCUAUGUACGAUCCACCAGCCUUCUGCUGUCCUUUUCGAAGAAUUUGAUGAUCUCCUACUCCUGAAGAGCGGAGGGAGAGUUGUUUACAGUGGUGAACUGGGGCGGGAUUCCAAGCAUCUGAUUGAGUAUUUUGAGUCAAACGGUGCAAAGCAAUGUCCUACUCAUGCAAAUCCUGCCGAGUACAUGCUUGAAGUCAUCGGCGCCGGGAAUCCUGACUACAAGGGCAAGGACUGGGGUGAUGUCUGGGCUCAAUCCCCUCAGUGCAAGGAACUCUCCGAGGAGAUCAGUCACAUCACCAGCUCGCGCCGUAACAGCGAAAAUCGGCAGAACAAGGACGAUGGCCGAGAGUUUGCGAUGCCGAUCUGGGUGCAGAUUGUGACGGUCACAAAGCGGGCAUUUGUGGCAUACUGGCGUUCUCCUGAGUACACUCUGGGUAAAUUCUUGCUUCAUGUCUUCACUGGCCUCUUCAAUACAUUUACCUUCUGGCACCUGGGGAAUAGCUUCAUCGACAUGCAAUCGCGGUUGUUCUCAAUCUUCAUGACUCUCACCAUAUCCCCUCCUUUGAUCCAGCAGCUCCAGCCCAAGUUUCUUCAUUUCCGCAACCUCUACUCAUCACGAGAGGCCAAUUCCAAGAUCUACUCCUGGACCGCGAUGGUCACCAGUGCCAUCCUCCCCGAGCUACCAUACUCGAUCGUCGCAGGAUCGAUCUACUUCAACUGCUGGUACUGGGGCAUCUGGUUCCCCCGCGACUCCUUCAGCUCCGGCUAUACCUGGAUGCUCCUCAUGCUCUUCGAGCUCUAUUACGUCGGCUUCGGCCAGUUCAUCGCCGCCUUCUCGCCCAACGAGCUCUUCGCCUCCCUUCUCGUCCCCUGCUUCUUCACCUUCGUCGUCGCCUUCUGCGGCGUCGUAGUCCCCUACGCCGCCCUCCCCCACUUCUGGCAGGCCUGGAUGUAUUGGCUCACCCCCUUCCACUACCUCAUCGAGGGCUUCCUCGGCGUCCUCACCCACAAGGUCCCCCUCCGCUGCGUCUCUCGGGAAAUGGCCUCCUUCUCCCCGCCCAGCGGCUCAACCUGCCAGGGCUACGCGGGGUCGUUCGCCCGCCAGGCAGGCGGAUACGUGCAGGACGCAGCCAACGGGCUAUGCUCGUACUGCCAGUACUCCGUCGGCGAUGCAUUCGCCGCGAGCUUCAACGUCUUCUACUCGAACAAGUGGCGCGCCUAUGGCAUAUUCUGGGCUUUUGUGGGCUUCAACUUCAUCGCCGUCUAUUUCUUCUCCUGGCUUUACCUGCACGGCGUCGGGGAUUUAAAACGGAUGAUCAGUGCGCGGAAGACGAAGAAGAGCGUGCAGUAG